AUGAAGGGGACACUGCUUGUGCUGGCCUUGCUGGUGACCCAAGAGCUGGGCAUCGAGAUGGUGAAAUCUUACCCUAUUUUUUAUGUAAUCUUUGGUGCCGUGGCCGCUGGAGGGAAGUUACCGCUGGACGCCAGCCUUGAUCUAGUCAAUGCCACUGAACCAGAAAAAGUAGCCAUGGAGAAAAUCCAGGAUUGCUACAAUGAGAAGGGACUCAAAGCCAAGGCCUUGGAUCUGACUGUCAUGGCUACUAUCACCACCAGCAAGCAAUGCAUCUCUGAAGCAGUGGCCCCAUUGAAGAAUGUCAUAACCUUGUUGGGGAGAUGA
Molecule: messenger RNA, 324 nt
Organism: Odobenus rosmarus divergens (Pacific walrus)
Lineage: Eukaryota; Metazoa; Chordata; Mammalia; Carnivora; Odobenidae
Product: major allergen I polypeptide chain 2-like
Exons: 3
Coding region: 1-324 (107 amino acids)
Source: RefSeq, a predicted model, not a curated record